CGCAGACUGGGUCACGUUGUAUAAUCCAGUUCCGUAUAUCCUUCUGGAUGGCUCUUUGACGGUGUGUUGUUGCUAGAUGUGAAUUAGAACCGGAAGAUUUCGUGAGCCUGAGCAUUAUGCACGGUACAGCGUUGGUGACAGUGUCCAGAUAAUACAAAAGUUUUGUCGGUGUACGAUGCUUUGGAUGUGAUAUAUUAGUGGUAGAAAAUUUAAAAAAUGACAAAGACAAAAGAAAAGUACCUACAUGAUAAGCCUUUCAACACCAUUUGCUAUGAGCACGCCUUUCACCAAGCCAACCUUCUAGAGGGACUGAAUUCCUUGAGGCAAAAAGGCGCAUUGCUGGAUAUUACCCUAGUCAUAGAAGGCACAGUCUUCAGAGCACAUAAAGCAGUAUUAGCAGCAUGUAGCGACUAUUUCAGGGCCAUGUUUACGGAUAAUAUGCUAGAAGCAAGGCAGAAUGAAAUUUGUUUAAAUGGCCUUACAGCGACAGGAUUUCACCAGUUGCUGGAAUAUGCCUACACUUCCCGACUGGCCUUAAACAUUGCCAAUGUACAAGAUGUCCUAGAAGCAGCUUCUCAUGUACAGAUGGACGACGUCAUCCAGACUUGUUCGGGGUAUCUGCAGGCCCAGAUAGAUAUCGACAAUUGCGUGGAUAUAGCCACCAUAGCCGAAACGUAUUCCCUGACCCAGUUGCGGAUGAAAGUCUAUCGAUUUAUGAGUGGACAUCUACUAGAGUUUUCUAACAGCGCAGAAUUUUAUAGACUUACACCUCAACAGUUAGAAAAUCUGUUGGCGUUCGAUUACCCUGUUGAUUGUUCUGAAGCUGAUGUACUGAGGGUCGUCCUUGCCUGGUUCUUUCACGUGGAUACCAAUGAGUUAGACGUUCGCAUAGCUUAUGCUGUCCGAAUAAUUCGCUACAUACACUUCACCGAGAUCUCCAAAAGGAAGCUACACAGCAUCCUGGACAAAACUUUUGAGGACAGGAAAUACGAAUGGCAGUUAUACCGGCUCAUUCUCCAAGAAGUUUGUCUGCAAUCGGUCAAAGAUAAGUCCACCUUCAGUUCCAAUUUGCUCAAUUCAAGGGGCAUGGAGAUGGCUGUGUUGAAGAUCGGUGGAUUUGGAAUAAGUGGGAUAACAAAUGAGAUAACCUACUGCUUUUCUACGGAGAGGAAAUGGAAGCAUCUGACGUCCAUACCACACGUGGAGCAGUGUAAUUUUGGAACGGCGGUGUUCAAUAACGAAUUGUACAUAGUCGGUGGAUGCUUUAACCAGUCUUUGCAGGAGAAUAUACAUCCGUUUGGGUUUAAAUAUAGUCCAAGGUACAACAAGUGGUCCACGAUGGCUCCCAUGAAGAUUGAGCGUUGCCGCUUCAGCCUGAACGUAGUAGGAGACAUGCUGUAUGCUGUAGGUGGCGCUAGUGAAGUAGAAGAAAACAACACAAGCACCUGUGAAUGCUACAACCCAAUGCUGGACUCCUGGUAUAUGAUCCAACCACUGCCCGCUUACGUUAGUCAACAUGCAGGUGCAAGUUAUGAGAACAACUGCAUUUCCAAGCUUUAUAUCAGCGGUGGUAUCGACAGGGACAACGUACAGAGUUAUAUGUAUUGUUACGAUGUCCACAUGGAGAAAUGGCAGUCUUGCGCUCCUAUGUUGAAGCCCAGAGCUGACCAUGUCAUGCUUUCGAUAGGGAAGUACUUGUAUGUUUGUGGAGGAUGGACGGAGGACAGUGAGACCCGGGCCAGGAUACUAGUGGAUACGAUCGAUGCUUACGAUGUGGAAAAGGAUUGUUGGGAGGAAGUCACGCAGGUGCCCACUCCCCGUUAUCAUGCCGGCAUAGUCUGCGUCGAACAGAAAAUCUACUUUAUAGGCGGUUUUCACAGUGACGCAAUGUUUGAUAAAGACACAGCGGCCAUAGAGUACUACGACAUUGAGACUGGGUUGUGGACGAUCGAAGACAAGUAUCCACAGGACAUUUGGGAACAUACAUGUGCCACUUUAUACAUCCCCAAAUGUAGAGAUGACAUGGGCGUGAUACCGACUUCGGAGAGUUCUGUUUAAAUGUUUAAUAUAAUUGUUUAAUAUUGAUGAAAUAU
This is a messenger RNA of Anoplophora glabripennis (Asian longhorned beetle), 2093 nucleotides long. RefSeq names its product kelch-like protein 26. The transcript is spliced from 7 exons. Bases 217 to 2058 code for a protein of 613 amino acids. The record is from RefSeq and is a predicted model, not a curated record. NCBI's taxonomy places the organism in Eukaryota, Metazoa, Arthropoda, Insecta, Coleoptera, Cerambycidae. Gene Ontology annotation, molecular function: protein binding.